Lodderomyces elongisporus is the source of this 2781-nucleotide messenger RNA. It is a transcript of the gene SOK1, whose product is annotated as Sok1p. Bases 1 to 2781 code for a protein of 926 amino acids. The record is from RefSeq and is a predicted model, not a curated record. NCBI's taxonomy places the organism in Eukaryota, Fungi, Ascomycota, Pichiomycetes, Serinales, Debaryomycetaceae. The transcript has a single exon.
AUGAGCUGCUCGCACCAUUGCCAUCAAACUCAUCAAAACCCAACACCUGUGAUAAUACAGCCAACAGCAACCUCACAGUUUAGACCAGUAUGUUUUAACCCAGCAACAAGCAGCAAUAUGAUAACUACAUGUAACCCAGUUUCCUCUGCCACAUCGUCAUCGUCAUCAUCUUCUUCUUCUUCUGCUGCUGCUGCUGCUGCUGCUAUAUCCGUACCUUCCUCAUUACAUUUACAACAAAACAAAAACACUAUAAUCACACCAUCAUCAACACCCUCAAACAUUCUUGGCUCUUCGCCCACAGCCACUGAAGAAGCCAACGCAUCAGCAACAGUAUCUUCAACUUCAUCGAAUGGUCACAAACGUCUAUCUUCUUCGUCAACAGAUUCAAGCAAACGCCUCAGGCUAGAUAGUGGGCACCACUUGACCACCUCUGCAUCGUUACCGAAACAAGAGAAGGUGGAGGGAAUGAUGGCAAAUGGUGGUUCUGCUGUUCUGGCUACUCUGGCUGCUCUGGCUACACUGGUUACACUGGUUACUCUGGCCACUCCAGCAAACUCUUCCACAACAAUUAGCAACCAGCAACACCCAACAAUGUCAACCGAAAAUACAACAGUAACUACAUUGCCACAGGCUACAAUCUCCAAGACUCCUAAAUUUAUCCGCAAAUUUAGAUCGAGAUCUUUACCAAUCAUCAACUACAACAACCCUGGGUCAGUAUUCUUUCCUCACUUGAGAAAGAAGCAGAAUAUUUACCACCAACCAAACACUUUGAUUAGUGUACACGGAACAUCAUUAAAGAGGGAUGGUCCAGUCAACGCAUCUUCAUUCAACCCACAUGCCCCUGCUACUACUGCCCCCACAUUCACUUCCGCAUUAUCAUCUUCAUCUUCUUCUUCUUCUUCCUCAUCAUCAUCAUCCUCAAGUGUCCCACCUUUGCCUCCAAUCAAUUUACAAUCCCUCAAAGAGAUUGACUUGCAUGAAAUCCUCAAAAACCCACAAUUGCGUCAUGAUAUACUAUUCGACCCUCAGUUGCAAUUCAGACCCAAUCUAGAUGGUGAAAGAGGCAAGAGGAAAAAGACAAUUAUUGACAAGUACUGGAUGGAGAUUCAAAAAGAGUGUCUGCAAUUUUUCAACCAAGACCCACUGAAAAAACCCGAAAUCAGGAUUAAUCGUUUACCUAUACUAUUCACAACAUUGAGAGAUAUCUUACUCUCGCUCCUUCCUACCAAAGAUCGCCAGCAGUUUAAUGAGAUUAUGGACAUUGAACUUCUUGUGCAACAAUUGAAACAUGGCUCUUUUGACUUUGUUGAGAUGAGCAAAUGGCUUGGUGAUGUCUUUAAACUGCACUGUGCCCCAAUGAGAGAUUCGUGGGUACUGGAAAUGAACCAGAAAUUUCUCGAUGCUGCUACAUACAAUAGUGUUUCCUACGUUGUUGGUGGAUUGCGCAUGAUUUUUCAAAUUUUGGAAGCAAUGAAACUUGAUGUUGCAAAUCAUCAGAUUAGAAUACUCCGUCCAGUUUUAAUUGAAACCGCUGUGGAUUUUGAAAGAGAUUAUUUUCAAACACUCAUCAAUCACCAAAAGAUCAAUAUUCAAGACUCACUCAAUUGGUUCUACAAAAAGUUUAUGAAGAAGAGAGCAGAAUUGUCGCAAACCUCAUUGGAUGUAGAUGAGUUGAGUUUGAAACCCAUGAUUAUCAGUUCAAUUAUUGAUUUGUUGUCAUGUAGGCAAAUGGCUACAGAGUUUCCUUCAACGCUCACAUUUGACCACACAAGACUUGUGCUUUUGCGUGCAGAUGUUCGUCAACUAGUUUGUGUUCAACUUUGUAUUGUUUUGUACAAGCAACUCGUUGUAAACUCAAAGUCAACUACAAACUUGCUCGCGCCACAAAACAUUGCCAAAGUACAACAAGAGAUUUUGGCGAUUGUCACCGAUGAUAAUGGAAACAUCAAGUGGACCAAGAACAUUAACGCCAUCUCUUUACAAUUGGUUAAGAACCUUUAUCCGCUGGGUGCCAUGCCAAAUAAUUUACCACAAACGUUGGUGGAUUUUGCACAUAACUGGUUAAUGAAGCACAUCCAACCAAACUCGCAAGUCUAUGGUUUGAUGGAGAUCAAGGUGUUUAAAGAGCUCACUAGUGAGAUUCUCGCUACAAUUGAAACCGAUAAUGAGGGAUUAGAGAAGAAUUCGGCUCUUGCAACAAACACUACGGGUACUGCUGCAGCUGCAGCUGCUACUGCUAAUGCUGCAUCAACAGCAGUGCCAUCGACAAUAGUUCCAGCACCACCAACAGAAAUGAAGAAUAUCGCACAACGCAUUGCUACAUUAGUCAAGUUUCAUUGGAACGUGUUUGGUGGAUAUUACUUUGAUUUUGUCAAGUUGCAAUUUGCAAAAUUGCAAUUGAAGCAACAGAAGGAAGAAGAAGAAAAAUUGAAAAGAAAAAGGCGGCAACUUCAAGAGCAACAGCAGCAGCAACAGCAGCAACAGCAACAGCAACAGCAACAGCAAAAUGAUCAAAGCAUCAAUGCCGUGAAUAAACUGCAAGGAUUGCCUCAAAUAAAUGAGGACACUAUAGAAACUCCAGACAACAGAGGCGAGCUGCAACAAGAAGACCUGCAGCAAGAACAACAACCACAACAACAACUGCAAAUGCAUGAUGAUCAUCACCAUCGUAAUGAUAACAACAGCAAUAAUGUCGAUGACGACGAAGACGACGACGAAAAGACACGCGGUGACGAAAAUGGGAUCGAAAGUGCCAGUGCACCAUUGAGCAUGAUUUCUUAG